AUGAUUUCCAAGUGGAUAAUGAUACCGACCAUUGCGAUAGUCUGUUUGGCCCAAGUGAGUUUUGUUAGAAUUUUUCGAAUCAUAUACACGAAAUUGUUUAAUACCUUAGAUAUGCCCAAUACUUGUAUAGUGUCAUUAUCACUAUUACAGACCUGUAAUAAAUAAAUGGACUGAUAGUAGAGAAAGAGGCAAAUUUUUGUUCCGAGGUAUUUAGAACAAGAAAAGCGAAUUUUGAGGUAUCAUUUAUAGAAGAACAAAUUCAAUAUCGCGAAAAUAAAAUGUUUAAUAUCAAUCUAAUUAUAUUCGUAAUAAUUGAUCUUUGCUUGCCAGCGAGAAGAGUUAUAAUGAUAAUAUUUCAAUAGUGAACGGAGUUUUUCCGAAGCUUAGACAGUUGACGAAGGAAUAGACCAGAUUGUUCUCUUAUUCCAGUCUUCAAUGAGUAUAUUCAACGUUCUCUAUGUUCAAUUAACAAUGUUGUCUUAGAGGGACUAUACAGAUAGGGUAUAUUAUGGAGUACUAUCAAUCUAUUUCAUCAUAUGUCUAUGAUCAUUACUUAUCUUCUAUAUGUUUUAGACUAGAUUAGUUUAGAAGGUGCGUUUUUUGUUGUUUUACAUUCGAUGCAUUAUGUAUAAUUUUGUUUUUUAAUAUGUUUGGCGUAAACAAGUUAUUCAUUAAUAAUAACCGAUAAGUACAUAAUGUAUAAAACACUAAGUCAUUCUGGAUGAAAAACCAAUGUAGAUACUCGUACUCGUAUAUUUAAUAGGAGAAAAUCGAAUUUGAUAUUAUAUUUAAUGAUUUCGGUUUUCUCCGAAAAUCUAUCUACUCAGAUUCGUUAAAAUCGUUAAAAAAAAAUAUAUAUAUAUAUGUAUUGUAAUAAUAAAAUAUCAAUGUUUCCGUUCGCGAGUUAAGUAAAAUCUAUUGCAGUAUAAUAUAUGAAAUAUGAAUGCUUUUAAUUUAUUUUUGUUGGUAAUUUAGUUUAUAACUUGUCCUCCGGGAAAUGAUGGAAAAUCAAAAACGGAUUCCCCAACACCUAAGACUACUUUGACCGUCAAACCUGCUGUUUCAUCCAAACCUAUUUCAAAACCUCCUUCGUUAAAAUCCGCUCAGUCCAAAACCGUGGAGCAAAAACCUCCUACCCAAUUAAAAACCAUUGUACCCAAGUCCGCAGUAGCACCCAAUUCCGCAGUUGCACCCAAGCUCGCAGAGUCACUCAAAAUCACAGCUGUGCCCAAAUCGACACUACCCAAAAAUGUUUCAGCCAAACUUCCCGCAGUAGUGCCUAAUGUCAUACCCAGUACCAAACCUACGGUAGAAGCCAAACCCCCACACACGGAACCUGAAGAAGGAGAAGAAGAAGAAGGAGAAGAAGAAGAAGAAGAAGAAGAAGAAGAAGAAGAAGAAGAACAACAACAACAACAACAACAACAACAACAACAACAAAAACAACAACAACAACGACAACAACAACAACAACAACAACGACCACAACAACAAAAACAACAACGACAACAAGAAGAAAAAGAAUUAGAAAAAAAAUUAGAAAAAAGAUUAGAAAAAAAAGACGAACGUUUUCAGGAUUCUCGUAUACAGGUAAUUUGUAUUGACGAAAAGUCCAUUUUUCUAUUAUUUUAACGUCUUUAAAAAAACUGAUAAAGUGCCAGUUUCAAUGCAUAAUAGUAUCAAUACAAUAUAUCGCAAUUAUAAUUUUGAAUCGUUGAAAAUCUACUAACACUUUCAAAAAAAAAAAAUACGAAUGUUGCGUGAUUUUAUAUAUGAUCUACAAAAAUGCAUACUUCGAGAAGGGAUUAUUACAUUAAUGUAGCUAAAUUGAAUUACAUUUGAUGGUAAAGGGGUCGGAAAUAUAUUAUUGUAUUGUCAAGCACAAUAUUUAUAUCGAUUAUGUGACGGGACGGGACGAGUUCGUGUAUUUACUCGUAUAUUAUAGAAAAUUGAACAAUACAUUUUUUUUUUUUUUUUUUUUGUAUUCACAAAACGAUUUAAUUUAUGACCUAUUAUAUUAUUAUACCUAUUUAUGUAUAAGUACACGGCCAAAACGUAGUUUCAGAUCUGAAAUGUGAAAAAAAUUGAAAGAGAAGGGAAUUAUAAAAUAAAAAAUAAAGAGUCUUAGUAUUUUUAAUUUUUAAGGAGAUAGUUAACUGGGUGGAAAAAAUUAGAUACUUCCGAAGACUUAAUAUUUUAGAGUUCCUAAUUUCACACAUAUAAAUAAUAAGCAGAAAUGUGUACAUUUUAUAACGUUUUGAUCUUGAUCAUAUACGCAGGAACGCUCGGAAAAUAAUCAAGAACCAGAACCACCGAAGAAAAGUAGCAUUCUUUCUCCACUUCUCAGUAUGUCCUGUAGAUAUUUGAUUUUGCGUCCGGCAAGAUUCAUAAUCAACGCGAUUUCAAGUAUAAAGAGGGUUAUAACACGCAUAAAAGAAUCCACACAAAGUCAAGAGUAAAUGCGUUGCGGCAAUUGUUUGUAUUAUAACAUAAUAUAGAAAUAUGUUAAUAAACGUUACCGAUCUACACGGACUAUAAUAUUAAAAAAUAAAAUUUAAAACAAUAACGGUGAAAAAUCUGUGUGCGUUUACUAUUAUUAUUAUUAUUAUUUUUUUUUUUAAAUACCUACAUUUUCUCCUUAACGGCAAUUUUAUUUACUAGCCGUUCUAUGCCGGACGUUGCCAGACUAAUUUUGUAUUCCUUUUACCUUUAUUCCCGUUCUGCUUGCUUUGUCCGUAUCAGUAUAUUGAACGGAAAAAAAAUGGAAAAAGGAUGUUCCGCCUAAUACUAAAAGUGGACUAAACGUGUUCUAGUGUGUCAUACAUUUUGUCAUCAGGGUUACCAUAGAUAACCGCACAGCACAGGUAUUAAACUGUUCAGGGUGUUUUUUUAGAUUCUGAGAGGAGAUAGGAAUGUAUUGGUUUUACAAUGGUGUUUUUUAUUUAUUUAUUUAUUUAUUUUUUUGUAUUUUUGCGGACACUUUUUCUAACAGCAAUUUUACUAUGGUUUUUCAUUCCUACUUCAUAUUUUUUUUAUUUAUAUAAUGUAUAUAUAUAUAUAUAUAUAUAUAUAUAUAUAUAUAUACCCUUUUAGAGUAGAUAUAAUAUUAAUUAAAAUUAGAUAUUAAUCUAUAAUUCAACAAUUUUUGUACCGAAAAAACCUAAAAACCUAUCAUUCCCUUCAAGUUUUACUAUCGCGACAAAAAGUAGCCUAUGUUUGUAUAAAAUGUAAAUCACCGAUUUUCGUUUUGAAAAUAAAUCGCAAACUCUAUUCGAGUUACGUACUAAAAGAAAUAUUUACCUAAUAUAUAUAAUUUUUAUAUGUAUAUGUAAAUCCAUGAUGUUGACGACAGAACGAUUAAAACUUGACAAUUACAACGGUUUUACAAAUGUAUUAUUUUUUGAGUGGUUGAACGCAACAGUGAUUUAUUUCAUUAAACAGGUAAACGGGAGUUAUAUAUUUAUUUAUUUUUUUAAAAAAUUAAAUUCACUAGUGGCGGACCUUUUUUCCCCUCAAAUAGACUAAACCGGAUCAACGUUUUAGCAUUGCUUCCUUCAGCCCGGCCUACAAUCUUAGGCGGAACAGACAGUUAGGUGAUGAAGCAACCCAAUCAGGCAACUACGUGACGUUAUCGCCCAUGCCGAGCUGUCGGAUACGUAGCCUGCUUCGCCCUUUUAUCUUCUUCCAACUUUAUCACGUUUGAGUGAUGGGUCUAAGAUGACGAUUAUUAUUAUUAUUAUUAUUUUUUUUUUUCUAGGAGGCAGAGGUUGUUCUUAAUUUGUGUUAAAUACUAUUACGUGUUUAGUCGAUUAUUUUAUAAGGCGUAAGAGUUAGUCAACUCAUGUGGCAGGUACAUACGUGUCAUGCCAAUGUAUGAAAAGUAAAUGAACACCGAACAAUCAAAAGUCAAUCAAGCACGUAAGUUAAGUAAGUAUAAUAACAAUAUGGGCCAGUGGUACUACAAUUUGCUCCAGUAUGGACAUUACUGAAACAGUGCUUAAGGUAAUCUCGUAUAAUUCGUGUAUUUUAUAGAAUAGGUACACUUCAAUAUUCUAAUCGACAGUCAAUUUAACGCACAAUACUGCCAUGUUAUAAUGUAUCGCUGUUUUAUUUUUGAAUCAUUGAAAAAAUAUUAGUACCUACACUGGAAAAAAAAUAAUAAAUAAAAAUUCUGUAUAAUAAUGAGUGCCUACACGAGAGCAUAUUGGAUAGCCUGGCGGGUUUAUUACAAAACUUUAGUAUAAGUUAAAUUUGACGGCCGCGUCAAUUUGUCAAAUUCCGUUUAAUUUGAUUAGCGUCUAGUUUCCGAACAAUUGGCGGAUAAUCGAUUACCUGAAGUUUGUUAUUGUACCUAAUUGUUAUUUGUUAAUGGAAUUUGUACAUUUUGCCUUAGCCAAUGAUAUUCGGCAAAAUGUCUCCAGCUCGAUAACACCGAAUUUGGAGUUUUACCGAGACUGUUGCUGUAGGCACAUGUGUUGUUUUUUUCAGGAUAAACUGACGCCAUCGGAUAAAUCGGUUUUGUUUUUAAAACGAACGUUUUUAUAAAUUCACGUAUACGCCUAUAUAAUAAUAAUUUCCCAUGUCACUAAUAAUACAUUAUAUUAUGCGCGUAUUUGUUAGUUUGUUACUUUUUUUUUUUUGUACUUUUUUCGUUAAUUAUAGAAUACGCGUACGCCACAGCUAUUAUUAUUUUUUUUACCGGCUUUAACGUCAAAUCGAUAUUUUCGCGACACUUGUGCAUAAGUGUAAUUAUUAUGACAAUAUUAUUAUCGUAGGUAGGUAUACUUUUUCGUCGUAGUAAACGAUUUCACGUUUUUUUCCUUCUUUCAGUUGUACCGUUGUCGAAUUUCAAAGACGCCGUUAUGGUUUCCAAACGAAUACUCAUCGCGUCGUCAAUCGCGAUUAUUUGUAUGGUUCAAGUGAGUUUAGCCCAUUUAAAUACGAUAUAAAUUUAUUUACACUCGCGUGUCGUCGAAACGAGCGGCCAACGUCAUCCGUCCCCCUCCCCCACCUCUCCCCGUCUAGAUAUCUUUUUAACCACGUUUGAGCGCAAUUGAUUUUGAAAACAAUUUCAAAAAACAACAUUGUCAAAAUUUUUACAACGGGCGCAUCGUAUAGUCAACUACAUUUCAAUACAAAACGUAUAAAAUCUCAAAAUUAUGGACCAUUAUAUUGUAAACUGAACUUCGUGGGUUCUAGCUAUAAUCGUGUUGAUGUUCACCAACAUUAUAAUAGCAUGCUGUAUCCGCGUCAAGUACCUAUUUGAAGCACGUUUACUUGUCCGGUUAAUCUGGCCAUAGCUUGACCUGCGAAAUCAGCCUUUCACGGGAUUUCAAAACAAUAUUAAUAAUAAUAUAAAUAUAAUUCUAGAAAAAAAUAAAAGUAGACAGAUCAGUACCUAACCUAACCGAGUCUAUCGGACUCAGUUCAAUAGGUUAGGUUUAUCAUAGCUCAAAGAUCGUUCGGCAACAGUAUAUAGAACGAUUCGUUUAACGUAAAACACUCAUUAUUUCACAAAUCAUUGAUUUUUUCAAACAAAUUAUUUUUGAUAAUUUAAGAAACAAGCAGCUUAGAGCAGCUCUAAAAUGUUGCACUGUUUUUAUUUUUUCGGGACGGUCGGUGAAGCCACUAUUUACUUUUGAUUUUCAACUGGUAACCUAUAAUCAAAAUUCCAUACAUUGUUGGAGGGGAAAUACAUUUUUCACUUUUAUGUUUGGGUACAUGGGAAGAGUAGGGGAGUGCUAUUAAAACGCUGCGUGCCUGCGUGCCGUGCUGCCACAUAAAUAAUGCACCACCAUUUUCCUUCCACUUAAAAUUAAAAGUGAAACAUCUCGUCAACGGGUUGACGGACAUUAAAAAUGUUGACACCAAAAUUCACACACACACACACAAACAUACAUACACACAUAGUACAUACGUGCAUACAUUCAUACAGAUAAUAACGUCUGCGUCCGUAUUCACAUUAGAGAAAAAUUGUUUUUUUUUACGUUUACCUAGGUCAGGGGUGACCAAACAUUCGAUCACGAUCGACCGGUAGAUUGCAGAUGAUUUAAAUGUUGAUCUCCAUUUUGUUAAAAUGUAUGUUUAUCUAAUUAGUAAAUAAAUAUAAAAUAACAAUUGCUGAUCAUUUUUAUCUUUAUUUUGUUAUAAAUUUAUCAAAUAAUACAAUAUUCAACAGAGUUUAUCCAAACAAUUGUAUUUACAAUAAUAUUAUAUUCUUCUUGAUAAUAGUAUGAUGAAAAUUAUUGUUGAAUUCAUAUUAUUCGUUUAAUUUCAUAAUAUUGUGUGCUCGAUAGUUAAUCAACCCAAUUUCUAUAAACACUGAAAAAUGAAUCAUGUCGAAUGUGUAAUCCGUUUUUGUCACGUAAUUCAUGCGAAAAACACGAUAAAACUACAAGUCUUAUACUAGUACAUCCGAUAUGAUAAACAAUUAUAUAAUCGUAUUUUAUAAGGAUAUUUAUGUAUACCUAUGUUCGUAAUUUAUUGAGUAAAUUUCAGUUAGUUGCUUGUCGACCGGACGGCGACGACGACGAAGAAGAUAGCAAACCGGCGGCGGCGGCGGCAGAUGAGGCUACUCCGGGCGUCAAUACCAAACUGUCACCUAAACCCCCGGUAUCGUUGAAACCCAAACUGCGUCAAUUCGCAAUAAUACCAACCCCGGAAACAUUAAAGGUAGUGUACUAUUAUAAUGUUAGCGUUACUGAUGUCGAAUCAGGUCGAAAAAUCGUCGUAUUGGAAUGAAAAUUAAAUUCGUAGGAAAAUGAUAUAUUAUUGGUGUUUUAUUGUUUAUACUCGCAGGACGAUAAGGAAAAAGAAGAAGAAGAAGAAGAAAAAGAAAAGAAACCGAAACCCAAGAAGCAUAAUUAUAUCAUUCGAAAAAUAAUCGCGCUGCCCAAAUUAAUUUGCAGUCCUUUCAUAUCUAUUUGGAAUAUAUUUAAAAGAGGGACAAGACACUUUGGUCUCUUCAAGAAGAAGAUUGCCGAAGAAGAGGAUUGA
Messenger RNA from Cinara cedri, 6996 nucleotides. Lineage: Eukaryota; Metazoa; Arthropoda; Insecta; Hemiptera; Aphididae. The record is from the annotation of a GenBank genome assembly.